AUGUCUUCGAUGGCGGCGGAUUCUGGCACCGGGAUGACGAGGAGGGCGUGCUGUAGAGUGGGUGCGGGCGGCGCGGUUGGUUUGUGGUCUCGGGGUGAGUUCAUGGCGGAGGUGUGCGCGAGAGUGGGAGGGAAUCAAGGGGGUGGCAAUGAGUGUGAUGGUGUGGGUGCGGUGAAGCAAAGGCGUUUGUGGAGAUUGGAUUCCAAGCGGGAAAUUGUGGGUUUCAGUAUGUCGUUUUAUUUUUCCAAUUUUCAGGACAAACGGGCUUUAUAG
Messenger RNA from Chondrus crispus (carragheen), 273 nucleotides. RefSeq lists its product as hypothetical. The record is from RefSeq and is a predicted model, not a curated record. Lineage: Eukaryota; Rhodophyta; Florideophyceae; Gigartinales; Gigartinaceae. The transcript has a single exon. The coding region runs from base 1 to 273 and encodes 90 amino acids.